Molecule: messenger RNA, 243 nt
Organism: Vespa mandarinia (Asian giant hornet)
Lineage: Eukaryota; Metazoa; Arthropoda; Insecta; Hymenoptera; Vespidae
Product: dolichyl-diphosphooligosaccharide--protein glycosyltransferase subunit 4-like
Source: RefSeq, a predicted model, not a curated record
AUGAUCACUGACGUACAACUUACUGUUUUCUGUAAUAUGCUUGGGAUCAUGUUAUUUUGUCUAGUAUUUCUGUUUCAUUACAUAAAUGCGAAUUAUUCAAAAUGAAUGAACAUAUCAUUUCAAUAAAUAAUAUAACAGUAUAUAGGUUAAUCGCAGAUUAUGCAGUCCAGCUAUUGCAUGCUAUACGAUGUAAAUCGUUUUAAUAAUAUAAUAUAACAUUGAAUAAAUUUUAUUCUUAUACUA